This is a messenger RNA of Schistocerca americana (American grasshopper), 2291 nucleotides long. It is a transcript of the gene rdgC, whose product is annotated as serine/threonine-protein phosphatase rdgC. The transcript has 14 exons. Gene Ontology annotation, molecular function: calcium ion binding; protein serine/threonine phosphatase activity; protein binding. The record is from RefSeq and is a predicted model, not a curated record. Gene Ontology annotation, biological process: detection of stimulus involved in sensory perception. Gene Ontology annotation, cellular component: cytosol; nucleus. The coding region runs from base 1 to 2139 and encodes 712 amino acids. NCBI's taxonomy places the organism in Eukaryota, Metazoa, Arthropoda, Insecta, Orthoptera, Acrididae.
AUGGGGUGCGGGGGUUCCCGCGGGCUGUGUCCUUGCGUGCGCGCCAAGGGCCUGAGCGCCGCGCCGGACAGCGACUCUGACGCCAGCGACGCCAGCUCCGCCAAAAGCGCCCUCCACCAGCAGCCGCAGCAGCAGGGUGGGGGUGGCGCCUGUCCGCCCGCCAGCGGACUGCUCGCCGCGCUGUUCCGCUGCCGCAAGGCGCGCAAGAGCGAGUUCAGCAUGCCCAAGGUCGAGAGGACUAUGAAGGCGGCGAUCCUGAUCCAGCGCUGGUACCGCCGCUACCUGGCGCGCAUGGAGGUCCGCCGCCGCUACACGUGGACCAUCUUUCAGAGCAUCGAGUACGCUGGUGAGCAGGACCAGGUGAAGCUGUACAACUUCUUCAACGCGCUGCUGACACACAUGCCGGACCCGACAGUGCCACGACCGGUGGGGACGGAGGUCGCCAAGAGUCCCACCUCAGGGUCGGCGGGCGCGCAGCCAGCGGACGACGAGUCCAGCGACGGAGGACUCAGCCCGGUGGACAGCACCUACAAGGGCAUCCACGUCGGCUCGCCGCUCUCCAGGGCAGACCUCGACAACCUCAUCGACUGCUUCCGGAAAAAGAAGCAGCCGCACCGCCUGCACGCGCGCUACGUGGCCAGCAUCCUGCGGGAGGCCGCCGCCGCACUCAAGCGGCUGCCCAACCUCAACCAGGCCUCCACCUCCGUCAGCAAGCAGGUCACCAUCUGCGGCGACCUGCACGGCAAGCUCGAGGACCUGCUCGUCAUCUUCCACAAGAACGGGCUGCCAUCCACAGAGAACCCGUACGUCUUCAAUGGUGACUUCGUGGACCGCGGGAAGAAGGGCCUAGAGGUGCUACUGCUAUUGCUGGCCUGUCUGCUCGUGUUCCCCGGCGGAGUCUUCCUCAACAGGGGCAACCAUGAGGACCACAUCAUGAACACGAGAUAUGGGUUCAUCAGAGAAGUGAGACUGAAGUAUCGGCAAAACGCAGACCGGCUUCUAAAGCUGAUCGAGGUGGUGUACCGGUCUCUGCCGCUGGGCACAGUCGUCAACAACAAGGUGCUGGUAGUACACGGCGGCAUCUCCGACAUCACCGACCUGGAGUGGGUGCGCUCUCUGGACAGGCACAAGUACGUGUCUCUGCUGCGGCCGCCCGUCACGGACAGCCAGGCACCUGGGGCGGAGCUCAUCGACAAGAUGGAGUGGAAGCAGGUGUUCGACAUCCUGUGGAGCGACCCGCAGCCGGCGGAGGGCUGCGUGCCCAACUCGCUGCGCGGCGCCGGCACCUACUUCGGCCCCGACGUCACGGACAAGUUCCUGCAGAAGCACAAGCUGCAGUUCAUCGUGCGCUCGCACGAGUGCAAACCCGGCGGCUACGAGCUCACGCACGGCAACAAGGUGAUCACCAUCUUCUCGGCGUCCAACUACUACGAGCUGGGCUCGAACAAGGGCGCCUACCUGAAGCUGGUGGGCAGCGAGCUGUCGCAGCACUUCGUGCAGUUCACGACGGCCACGUCGCGCGCCAAGCGGCUCACCUUCCGGCAGCGCGUCGGACUCGUCGAGAGCUCCGCCAUCCGGGAGCUCAGCACGCAGAUACUGGCCUGCCGGGACUCGCUGCUCGCAGAGUUCCGAACUCACGACCCCGGCGACACAGGCUUUAUCACGGUGAGCGAGUGGUGCGCCGCCAUGGAGGUCAAGACGGGUCUGACUCUGCCGUGGCGCAUGCUGAAGGACAAGUUGGUCAGCAUGGACCCGGCUUCCGGCCGCGUGCAGUACGUCACCACCUUCCAGGAGCAUCUACCAGGCCGCAGAGCCGUCACCGAGACAACGGUGGCUGAAACGCUGUAUAGAAACAAAUCAAGCUUGGAAGCCAUCUUCAGGAUAAUAGACAAAGACAAUUCAGGUUACAUAUCGACGGAGGAGUUCUCAGACGCGUGUUCACUGCUGAGCGAACACCUGCAGAACCCCAUCUCGUCCGAGCAACUGCUCGACAUCUGCCGCUCCAUGGACAUCAAUAAGGACGGCCUGGUCGACCUGAACGAGUUCCUCGAGACCUUCCGGCUGGUGGACAUGGACCGCGACGAGGGCGACGACGACGAGUACGAGUCCCCAGAGGAGAGCACCCCGCGCGCAGAGUGAACACAGAACACAGCGACACCACUGGCGACAGCCAGCCGCGGCGCUCUCUGAUCAGGUGUAAGAACGCGUCAAGGGGACAGUGCGACCGUGGUAUCUCGCAACGGCGUCGGACAUCUGUGCCGAACGAUGUGGCUAUAAACCACAGCAAAGUG